Nestor notabilis (Kea) is the source of this 3117-nucleotide messenger RNA. RefSeq names its product adenylate cyclase 7 (gene ADCY7). Gene Ontology annotation, biological process: intracellular signal transduction; adenylate cyclase-activating G protein-coupled receptor signaling pathway; adenylate cyclase-inhibiting G protein-coupled receptor signaling pathway. Lineage: Eukaryota; Metazoa; Chordata; Aves; Psittaciformes; Psittacidae. Gene Ontology annotation, cellular component: plasma membrane. The transcript has 24 exons. Bases 1 to 3117 code for a protein of 1038 amino acids. Gene Ontology annotation, molecular function: adenylate cyclase activity. The record is from RefSeq and is a predicted model, not a curated record.
AUGCCAGCUAAAGGUAAAUACUUCUUCAAUGAAACUGAUGACUGCAGGAUGUCAGACCCACUCUAUGAGAAGUACCGCUAUACGAGCCAGCAGCAUCCGCUCCUGCUACUGCUGCUCUUCAUUGCAAUCAUCUUCUGGACUACUCUUAUUAUAGUCUUUUUUACCACUGAGGAAGCACAUUAUCAUCUUGCCUUCAUCAUUGCAGUAUGUGCUGCUCUUGUCAUGUUUGCAGUCAUGUACUUACUUUUGUGUAUCGAAUCCCUGUUUCGGAGGUGGCUGAUGCUAUUUGGAGUUAUGAUUUGGAUUUGCUUCUUAAUCGUAGGAUAUGUGUCGCUUUUUGAAAGAGAGAAUGAUUAUCAACUGUGGGAACAGGUGCCACUCUUUCUAUUCAUAAUCUUCACAGUUUAUACCAUGCUACCCUUUGGGAUGCGAGGUGCUGUCAUAAUUAGCGUUCUUUCUGCUCUCUCCCAUAUUAUUGUUCUAAGCAUUAUGGUAAGCAUGACUUCCCAGGAAAAUAAGGAAUCCAUUCUAUUUCAGCUAUUUGCCAAUGCCAUCAUUUUCCUUUGUGGUAACUUGAUGGGUGCAUUUCACAAACGCCAAAUGCAGGUUGCUUCGUGGGAUUUGUACAGAUAUACCUUAAAGUGCAUUCAGGUCCGAAUGAAAUUGAAGAUUGAAAAGAGGCAACAAGAAAAUUUGCUUUUAUCCAUACUGCCGGCUCAUAUCUCUAUGGAAAUGAAGCUAGCAAUCAUAGAGCGACUAAAGGAAACUAAUGAUAAUAGGCAAAUGCAUGACAAUAACUUCCAUAGUCUAUAUGUAAAAAGGCACCAAAAUGUUAGCAUUCUUUAUGCAGACAUUGUAGGAUUUACUCGCCUUGCCAGUGACUGCUCUCCUAAGGAACUAGUAGUGAUGCUGAAUGAACUUUUUGGAAAAUUUGAUCAGAUUGCAAAGGAGAAUGAGUGCAUGAGAAUAAAAAUCCUGGGAGACUGUUACUACUGUGUCUCCGGACUACCUGUGUCCUUACCGGUUCAUGCCAGGAAUUGUGUUAAAAUGGGACUUGACAUGUGUGAAGCAAUAAAGCAGGUGAGAGAAGCCACGGGAGUGGAUAUCAACAUGAGGGUUGGCAUUCAUUCUGGGAAUGUGCUGUGUGGUGUCAUUGGCCUCCGGAAGUGGCAGUACGAUGUCUGGUCUCACGAUGUGUCCUUAGCAAACCGUAUGGAAUCCUCUGGCGUACCUGGCCGUGUACACAUCACUGAAGCAACACUGAAUCACCUAGGCAAAGCAUACGAAGUAGAAGAAGGGAAUGGACACCUGAGGGAUCCUUACCUUGAAUCCAUGAAUAUCAAAACCUACUUAGUUGUUGAUCCAAGGUCCAAACAAUGCAUAUCAAAUAAUAAUCUCCCUAAAACGAGAGUUAAUGAUGGGCUGAAGAUGCGAGCAUCUGUUCGGAUGACACGUUAUUUAGAGUCAUGGGGAGCAGCCAGGCCCUUCGCCCACUUGAACCACAGAGAGAGCGUGAGCAGUGACUCUUCAAGUUCACAAGGAAAGCGAAGAAAGGAAAUACCUUUGUGUUCCACUGGGCGCCAGAGAAACUCUGAUAGAAAUUCAUCUCAGAAGGGGAGGAUAGAGGAAGAUAUUUAUGAUGAAAUGAUGUCAACCAUUGAGGGCCUCAGUUCAACUAAUCCGUGGUGCGGCAGAUCGGAUGACUUCUGUGGGUUUUCACUGAUUUUUGCAGAACCCAGUCUUGAAAAAGAGUAUCGCACCAUUCCUAUUCUAAAACUGAAGAGUUACUUCGCAUGUGCCAGUUUUGUGUUCCUCUGUAUAUUUCUGAUACAGAUGUUCAUAAUGCCAAAAACUGCAAAACUGGGAAUUUCCUUUGGCAUUGUGGCAGUCAUCAUUGUACUCAUUUUGUUUGUAUGCUUUGCUGAGAAAUGUAUGAAGCGCUGCUCAGAACGUUGGCCUUUCCUGCGCCACCUUUGUGCUAUCUCAGAAAAGGUGGAAACAAUGCCUUUACUCAGGCUUCCCUUAGCAGUCAUCACUAUUGGUGCCUUGCUGAUUAUAGCCAUUUUUAAUUUCUAUUACACUUACUGCUGCAUACUGGCGUUCAUCGCUUGCUCAGUAUUUCUUCAAAUGAGCUUCGAACUCAAAGUUCUCCUCCUGUCCAUUGCUGUGACUGUGUACCUCAUCAUUUUCAAUACCCUUCAGCACAGAAAUUUGAGCUUUUAUGGCAACAGUACCAGGCUUUUCAUCAAAGAGCCAAGGAUAAUGACUAAUUUAUAUCUGGUUCUGUUUUACAUAACACUGAUUUUACUUGCAAAACAGAUUGACUAUUACUGUCGACUGGAUUGUCUGUGGAAGAGUAAGUUUAAAAAAGAACAUGAACAGUUUGAAACAAUGGAGAAUGUUAACAGGCUUUUGCUGGAAAAUGUGCUUCCGGCACAUGUUGCUGCAUAUUUCAUUGGUGAAAAAAGAAAUGAGGACUGGUACCAUCAAUCUUAUGACUGUGUCUGUGUCAUGUUUGCAUCAGUACCAGAUUUUAAGGUGUUUUAUACUGAAUGUGAUGUCAAUAAAGAAGGCCUGGAAUGCUUGCGGCUGUUAAAUGAAAUCAUUGCUGAUUUUGAUGAGCUCUUGUUAAAACCCAAGUUCAGUGGUGUUGAAAAAAUAAAAACCAUUGGAAGCACUUACAUGGCAGCAGCUGGCCUCAGUGUUACACCUGGCCAAGAGAACAACCAGGAUAAGGAGAGACAGCAUGCUCACAUUGGGAUUAUGGUGGAAUAUGGGAUUGCCUUGAUGAGUAAACUGGAUGGCAUCAACCGACAUUCCUUUAACAAUUUCCGCCUUCGUAUUGGGAUAAAUCAUGGCCCUGUGAUUGCUGGUGUGAUCGGUGCCCGGAAACCUCAGUAUGACAUCUGGGGGAACACUGUCAAUGUUGCCAGCCGCAUGGAGAGUACGGGGGAGCUUGGGAAAAUUCAGGUCACAGAAGAAACAAGUAAAAUACUACAGGAGUUGGGAUAUUCAUGUGAAUGUCGGGGACUUAUUAAUGUCAAAGGCAAGGGAGAACUGAGGACUUACUUUGUUUGCACUGAGACGGCCAAAUUCCAAGGUAUGGGACUGAACUGA